Parnassius mnemosyne (clouded apollo) is the source of this 282-nucleotide messenger RNA. The record is from the annotation of a GenBank genome assembly. NCBI's taxonomy places the organism in Eukaryota, Metazoa, Arthropoda, Insecta, Lepidoptera, Papilionidae.
AUGAAAAUACAUACCGGAGAAAAACCUUAUUCGUGUCACAUCUGUGAAUAUAGGUGUAUUAGAAAAAGUCAUUUGCAAUCACAUACAAAAAUAUACACCGGAGAAAAACCUUAUUCGUGUCAUAUCUGUGAAUAUAGAUGCAUUACAAAGAGUGAUUUGCGAAGGCAUCAGAACAUACAUACCGGAGAGAAACCUUAUUCGUAUAAUAUCUGUGAAUAUACAUGUAUAAGAAAAAGUCAAUUGCAAUCACAUAUAAAAAUACACACAGGAGAAAAACCUUAA